AUGAAGCUGGUGAGAUCGGUAACCAAUUGUGAUCUAACUAUUUGUAAUGACUAUUUCGUUAACCAGCUAAUCUUCGCCUGUUUGCUUGGCCUGGCCUUGGGUCACGAGGUGUACUACUACACCCCAACUUAUGGGUAUUAUCCUGGCACCUUUGCCAGGACCUCUUCCGUCCUGCCCUUGGCCUAUUCCCGAUUGAUUGCCCCGGCAGCCGCCGAAUCGCAUCUGUAUCACAGCGUGGAGACCCCCAACUCGUUCCAGCAGCAAUAUCGCAGCGAAUACAAGCCCCUGACCUAUGAGUAUUUCUACUAG
Drosophila elegans is the source of this 309-nucleotide messenger RNA. RefSeq lists its product as uncharacterized. The record is from RefSeq and is a predicted model, not a curated record. Lineage: Eukaryota; Metazoa; Arthropoda; Insecta; Diptera; Drosophilidae. The coding region runs from base 1 to 309 and encodes 102 amino acids. The transcript has a single exon.